AUGGCAGACGAAGAAGUUAACUAUGCCUCAGUCACAUUCAACACCAAGAAACUAUCCCAAUCACAAGACGUCUCGGUUGACGAGAGAUCAGGCAGUAGACGUCAUCACUAUCAGCAGUUGGCCUGUGGUUUGGGCACAUUUUGUGUCAUUUUGGUGUUGGGCAUCAUAGCAGUCACAGUAUACAACUCUACUCUGUUAGAAAAACAGGUGAUGAACCUGACUGCAGAAAACCACAGCCUUAGAGAGAAAAAUGAGCAGUUGGAGGCUCAGAAUAAGAAGCUGGAGACAAAGAAGGAAAAUCUAACAGAACAAAUACGUGGCAUAAUGAUAUCAUGGAACGAGCUCAAUAUUAAUCAAGCUCAGCGGAGCAUUGAUACCUACUGUCCCAAAGAAAAUAACAACAGAAUAUGUAAGCCUUGUCAGAAUGGAUGGGAUCAUGUUGAGUCCAGCUGCUAUGCAGUUAAUGAUGUUAACCGUGAUCAAUGGAAAACCUGGGAAGAAGCUCGAGAAAACUGCAGAGGAAAGAUUUCAGAUUUACCUGUUGUUAUUAAUGAAGAAGAAAAGAAAACUGUCAGUGAAAAGAGUUGGACAUAUGAUGGAAACAAAGGAUACUGGAUUGGUCUGAGAGUUGAAGAUGGGAAAUGGAAGUGGCUGGAUGGAAGGAAUCUGACUAAUAGCUCCUGGAUUAACCAGCCUCCUUCUGAUGGUCACUGUGCAAUCUCUGUCCAAAACCAAGGAUUUAAAUCAGUGAGCUGUAAUGAGAAGAACCGAUGGAUCUGCAAAAAGAAAGCUUUGUCUGUUUGAAUACUGCAGUAAAAAUAUCAUGACUGGUGGAGAUUCUAAAAUACAAAAAAACAAUGAUAUU
Neolamprologus brichardi is the source of this 865-nucleotide messenger RNA. NCBI's taxonomy places the organism in Eukaryota, Metazoa, Chordata, Actinopteri, Cichliformes, Cichlidae. The record is from RefSeq and is a predicted model, not a curated record.